Molecule: messenger RNA, 405 nt
Organism: Caenorhabditis sp. 36 PRJEB53466
Lineage: Eukaryota; Metazoa; Nematoda; Chromadorea; Rhabditida; Rhabditidae
Source: the annotation of a GenBank genome assembly
AUGGACGACGAUGAGGAUAUUUUCAACUCGGACGGAGAGGAAGAAAAGGAGAAAGUGGUGCAUCCGGAGGACAAAAAGCACGUGCUGAGAAGAGAUCUCCGUACGAUGGUGUUCGGAUUCGGUGACGACAAGGUAAGAAAGAAAGUGUAUGAAAAGAAGCAUCCAAUUGUUCAGGAGCCGUACGACAAGACGCUCGACACUCUGGAGGCGAUAGUCCUCGAGUACAUCAAAGAGUUGUGUCAGUUGGCGAUGAAAGUGGGCAAGCCGGACAAGAUGGCCCUCGAGGACAUUCACUAUCUGAUUCGUCGUGACUCGAAGAAGUUCUCCAGAGUUAAGGACCUUCUAUCGAUGUCCGAAGAGCUGAAGAAGGCGAGAAAACAGUUCGACGACGCCAAGACUCUCUGA